AUGAAGAUCUUUCUACUGGAAUACUUUGCUAACAGCAAUGAAGCGCGUCCCGUCACGUUGCACAUCACUAUAACAGUGUGUUCCGGAGGAAGUUCCAUUGGUCGAAUUUGCUGUUCCGAAUUUGAUAUAGAGUGGGCCCUGUUGCACAUGGACUGGUACCUACAGCUCGAGUCCGCCGUCAGCGACCCGGAAUCACCAAGCACUCCCAAGCCCCUGACCAAUUCAGCCACAGAACAAUUUGCGGAUUCGAGCGUGAUAGGCAUGGUAGACUGCUGCGAGACGAACUACUGCGAACGCGCAGUGCUUGUGAUCAUGGCGUUCAAGGCGGCGGAAAGCCUUGGCAAGAAAGUGGCAACCGCGCUGGCUGCCUUGUGA
Phaeodactylum tricornutum CCAP 1055/1 is the source of this 375-nucleotide messenger RNA. RefSeq lists its product with no specific name. The record is from RefSeq and is a predicted model, not a curated record. Bases 1 to 375 code for a protein of 124 amino acids. Lineage: Eukaryota; Bacillariophyta; Bacillariophyceae; Surirellales; Neidiaceae. The transcript has a single exon.